This is a messenger RNA of Chenopodium quinoa (quinoa), 1809 nucleotides long. RefSeq names its product protein FAR-RED IMPAIRED RESPONSE 1-like. Gene Ontology annotation, biological process: regulation of DNA-templated transcription. The record is from RefSeq and is a predicted model, not a curated record. NCBI's taxonomy places the organism in Eukaryota, Viridiplantae, Streptophyta, Magnoliopsida, Caryophyllales, Amaranthaceae. Gene Ontology annotation, molecular function: zinc ion binding. The transcript is spliced from 3 exons. The coding region runs from base 1 to 1809 and encodes 602 amino acids.
AUGAGGGCGUUGAGGGAAGCACGAAAAAGGGCUAGCGCUAUGGAUGUAUCUGGUACAGGGGGCGCUAUUGACGAUAUUGUUUGUGCUGAUGAAUUGAGUCAACGCAAGCGAAAGUCUAAAAAGUGCGAGUGUAAGGCGAAGGUGUAUGCUAGUGUUAAUCGUGAAGGAGAAUGGGUAGUGAACGGAGUGGAGUUGGAGCAUACUAAUCAUUUACCAACACCUCGUAAGGCCAACUUGGUUAAAGAGUAUCGAAUUAAGGGGUUAACUAAAAGGGUGAGGAGGAAUUUGUUGAACUACUUUGAUGAAGGUGUUCCUGUUUCGCAAAUUCACGGUUGUUUAGGUACAGAAAUACAAGGGGACCAACGGAGGGUGCAAUUAUCCGUGAAAGAUUUGUCGCACGUGGUUUAUAAGGAACGGAGGUUGAAAAUGGUUGGAGCCUAUGAAGAAUUUGGGGAUGUUGUUUGCUUCGACGCCACAUAUUUGACAAAUGAGUAUGAACUACCCUUUGUUAAUUUUGUUGGGGUUAACCACCACGGCCAAUCUAUUUUGCUGGGGUGUACUUUGGUUUCUCGUGAGGAUUGUGAUACAUUCAAAUGGAUAUUUCAGGAAUGGUUGUCAUUUAUGAAUAACCGGGCUCCAAAGGCAAUUCUUGCUGAUCAAGCUGCCGCGAUGCGAAAGCCUAUUGAGGAGGUCAUGCCUCUUACCCGACAUCGCUGGUGCAUUUGGCACAUGAUGAGGAAGAUUCCGGAAAAAAUCGGUAAAUGUGAAAGGUACAAAUAUUUCAAGGGUUUAUUGAAGGCUGUGGUGUAUGAGAGUUUGACCGUUGAAGAGUUUAAGUGUCGGUGGAAUGGACUUAUUAUUGAUUUCAAACUGGAGGGUAAUGAUUGGUUAACUAGCCUAUAUAAGGACCGGCAUAUGUGGGUUCCAGCUUAUAUGAGAUAUCACUUUUGGGCUGGCAUGAAAACCACACAACGGGUUGAGAGCGUAAACAGCUUUUUUGAUGGCUUUGUGAAUCGACAUACAAAGCUGUUUGAAUUUCCACAAAAGUAUGCUAAGGCCCUGGAGAAACGCGUGCGUGAUGAGACAGCCGCGGAUGCCAAUUGUGUGAAAUAUGUUAGGAGGCUAGUUACUGGUUUUGCCGUUGAGAGGGUGUUUCAGAAGUUGUAUACCGACACCAAGUUCCAAGAGGUACAAGAAGAAUGCUCACGAAUGAUGUACUGCUACUGCAAGGAGGAGAAGAUGUUGAAUAAAAAUACAAUUCAAUAUGUCGUAGAAGAUCGAGUGUGGGUUGUGCCCGAGGGGCAGACUAAGGAAGUAAUUACUAAUCAAAGACGAUAUUACACCGCCACUUUUAACAAGCAAACGAAGGAGGUUUUAUGUGAUUGCCGGAAAUUCACAACUCAUGGUAUUAUGUGUAAGCAUAUGAUGAGGAUACUGGAUCAGAAUCUCGUUUUAGAAAUACUUGACCAGUAUAUUGUUAGUCGUUGGCGAAAGGAUAUCCUAAGAAAACACACUCGAGUUCGGGUAUCGUACCAUGAUCCUAGUGACAAAGUGGAGGUACAAAGGUAUAAUAGGCUAAUAGGUGAGUUUGAAUCAUUGUGCGAUGAAGAAGCUAUGGUCAAUGAUGAGGCUGUGCAAUUGGUGUCCAAUGCUAUAUCUCAUCUGAGGUCAGAAGUGCAGCAGUGCAAGCGUCACAAGUUAGAGGAAAGCGUUGAAAUGUCUUUCCUAGAAGAUGCACUUGACUCAGAAACGGUAGUCCCUGAAUCGAGAAAUGCAUUUUCAAAUGCUAACGACGAAACCGUAGGAUAA